This is a messenger RNA of Spinacia oleracea (spinach), 1214 nucleotides long. RefSeq names its product ras-related protein RABA5a. Gene Ontology annotation, molecular function: GTP binding; GTPase activity. Lineage: Eukaryota; Viridiplantae; Streptophyta; Magnoliopsida; Caryophyllales; Amaranthaceae. The transcript has 4 exons. Bases 378 to 1052 code for a protein of 224 amino acids. The record is from RefSeq and is a predicted model, not a curated record.
AAAAAAUAAAAAAGCAAAUGAAUUUCUCUCUCCUCAAACUCCAACUCGCAGCUGCUCUGCAAUUCUGCAUCUCCUUCAUCCUCUUAAAACCCUAACUACUCUCCUCCAACAAAACAACCAUCAUCCAUUUGUAUCACCACCGCUAGUCGGCGGCGCAUCUGCCAACCACCUCUCCUUCUCUCUGCCGCUGCUAUUAUCGGUUAGCUAAUAGCUAUUGCUACCCUGUUUGCCGCUUUGGUUUGCAUAGAAGAAUUAGUAAGAACCUUCUAUUGAUGAUUUUCUUUGCUUACAUUCAAAGUUUUUGCGUUGUCUUCACUUGCUCUAUGCAUUUCAUGUCACUUCACUGAGGAAGAAGCAGUUAGAUUCUGGUGUUGAAGAUGGCAUUUUAUUCAGAGGAACAAACUACUGAGGAUUAUCUGUUUAAGAUAGUAUUAGUUGGUGAUUCUGCUGUUGGCAAGUCUAAUUUACUUGCAAGAUUUGCUAGAGAUGAGUUUUACCCAAAUUCAAAGUCAACUAUAGGUGUAGAGUUUCAAACACAGAAGAUGGAGAUAAAUGGAAAGGAAAUCAAAGCUCAAAUUUGGGACACUGCGGGUCAGGAGCGGUUCAGAGCAGUUACAUCAGCAUACUACAGAGGUGCAGUUGGGGCUCUUUUGGUGUAUGAUAUCAGUAGACGCCAAACAUUUGCUAACAUUAGCAGAUGGCUCAAUGAACUCCACACGCAUUCCGAUAUGAACGUGGUUACAAUACUUGUAGGCAACAAAUCUGAUCUCAAGGAUGCAAGAGAGGUAUCAACUGCUGAAGGGAAGGGUUUGGCAGAGGCAGAAGGCCUGUUCUUCAUUGAGACUUCUGCCUUAGAUUCGUCCAAUGUUGCUGCUGCUUUCCAGACUGUUGUUAGAGAGAUAUAUAACAUCUUGAGCCGGAAAGUUAUGCAAUCUCACGAGUUAAAGAAGAAUGAUUUGUCAUCUUUGAGUAAUGGGCAGACGGUCGUUCUGCAAGGAGAUGAAAAUGCCACCGCGGAUCAGCCCAAAAAAUCUGGUUGUUGUACUUCUUAACACUGAAAUGUGAUGCCUAUGCUGUUGUUUCUCGAAAUUAAUAUCAUUUGUGGUUAUUUCAUUCAUUUAUUACUGGAUACUAUCAUGAAAAUAUGGAAGACUAAAAUUGUAAAUUUUAUUGGAGUAGUAAAAUUUCUAGUCUUGGUGGUGUUGGUUGGAGUA